Brassica oleracea var. oleracea is the source of this 1413-nucleotide messenger RNA. RefSeq lists its product as uncharacterized. The transcript has 3 exons. The record is from RefSeq and is a predicted model, not a curated record. Lineage: Eukaryota; Viridiplantae; Streptophyta; Magnoliopsida; Brassicales; Brassicaceae. Bases 1 to 1413 code for a protein of 470 amino acids.
AUGGUGAUGCCCAAGGAGGCAUUGAUCCAAGAGCUGAUCACCUUCGACCACAGCGCCAGCCACAACACCCACCACGCCAAGCUCGCGCCAUUUGAGCCUAUGAUCAACCUCACAUUAAUGCUGUUCCCUUUCUCUUUGGGAGACAAGGCACACCAAUGGGAGAAGACUCUUCCAAGUGACACUUUCACCACUUGGGAAGAGUGUAAAAGAGCUUUCCUAGACAAGUUCUUCUCAACUUCAAGGACAGCUAAGAUCAGGAACGAAAUCUCUGGGUUUCAACAGAAAGGUCUAGAGAGUUUCAAGGGCUAUUGGUCUCAAUGCCCUCAUCAUGGUUUCAGCAAGGAUAGUUUUCUUAGCACCUUCUACAGAGGAGCUCUACCACAGUGCAGAAACUGGCUUGACACUGCCAGCAAUGGUUUCUUCUUGGGGAGAACCGAGGAAGAGGCAGAGGAACUGGUAGAGAACAUGGCUAAGAGUGACUCGGUCUACAGUGAGGAGCAUGAUAGGGUCAACAGAAGUGAUGAUCAACAGACAAAGAAAGAGAUCAAGUCCUUGCAAGAGAAGAUGGACAUGCUUCUUUCCAACCAAGCCAAGCAAGAGCAGAUGAACUUUGUGGGUGGUCCUAAUCAAGAGGUUCCUCCCAAGAUCAAUGAGGUUGAUGGUUUGGAAGGCCAAGAAGAGCUGUGCUUCAUCAACAACAAUGGUUCUUGGUACAGGGAGGAGCCUAACUUUCAGUACAACAACUACCAGCAAAGAUCCUACUCUAACAACCAGCAAGGAGGAUACCAACAGAAGCAAAACACUCAACAAUGGAGCUAUCAACCUAGACAAAAUACCCCUCCUGGUUUCAACAAUAACAACAAUCAGUCUACUCAGGAUCAAGGAAGUUCUUCCCAAGCUCUAGCUUCAGAUACAAGUGUGGAUGCAAUACAUUUGGAGAACCAGUUUGCUUCAAUGAAUUCUCAACCAAGUCGCCAACAAGGGGCAUUACCUGGAAAGCCAGAGCAAAAUCCCAAGGAAACUAUGAAAGCAAUCACCCUACGGAGUGGUAAAGAGUUACCUCCAAGAAUUCUCACCAAGGAUGGUGAAAAGCAAGGAGGGGGGGUGGCUAUCAAUAUUGAUGAUGAAGUUGUGAUUGUAGAUGAGAAAGUUGAUGAAGAAAUUCUAGAAAAGAUUGUUGAAGCUAAGGGUAAAGGAAAGGUUGGAGAAGAGAAGAGGACAGUGAAACAUGGUGAAACUGCUACUCCAACAAAGGACUCCUCUUUUGUUCCUCCUCCCUAUGAGCCAAAGCUACCAUUCCCUGGAAGAUUCAAAAGACAGCUAUUGGAGAAGUACAAGGCACUCUUUGAGAAACAAAUGAGUGAAGUUCAGAUCACAAUGCCCAUCAUUGAUGCUUUUAUGCUGGUUCCUUAA